AUGAAGACUGUCUUCGUCCCUUCAGCAAGAACACGACCGAUGAAAACGAUUGUUCUGGCAUUGUCAAUGAUGCAAAUGCUCGCAUCUACAGUACAAGGAGAGUCACUAGGUCUUGUGGAGCAACCUUUUGGACAUCCUUAUAUCCACCAGCAUGGGCAUCACACAGAGAACCAUCCAGCACAGCCCGAUGGCAAUCAACACGAUCACGGCCACCAUCAUCGGCAUUCCAAGAAACGUGGCUCCAAAAAAAGCGGAAAACGUUAUCAUCCAUGGAAUGGAAACCAUUUGCAUUCUAUUCAUGGCAAACAUGGCAAGCGACAAGGACCGGACAAGAACCACCAUUACGAGCACAGUGAUCUUCAAAAGAAUGACAACAAUCACGAUUCUGACAGCCAUACCAUUUUGUCGGCAGAAUCAUUCGACACGAAUCCACUGCAUUCGCCCAUGUCGGAAUCUUCUGUGUCCUCCACUAAUUCAAGCUCUUUGUCAUCCUCCUCCUCCUCCUCCUCUUCCAACGCAAAGAACGAACAGGCGUAUGACAAGGGGGCUGACACCACUCUUUCUACUACAAGUAAGAACACGGACAAAGCAUUAUCCAUGAGCGACAUGAAGGUUGAAACACUGAAAAUUUCGCAAGCUAAAACAUUGUUGCAAACCAGGAUCGAAACCGAGACAAGCAAGUAUCAUCCUGAUUCGAUUGAAAUAAAUGUCAUUUCCUUGCACGACGAAAAACAUGGCGGAUGA
Messenger RNA from Cylindrotheca closterium, 744 nucleotides. The record is from the annotation of a GenBank genome assembly. NCBI's taxonomy places the organism in Eukaryota, Bacillariophyta, Bacillariophyceae, Bacillariales, Bacillariaceae.